AAGACCUUUGUCGGGCGUACUCUCCCUCUUGUCCGCCUAUCAGUUGCCACUUCUCAAGCUUCCAGGCAUAAGAUAAAGCUAUAAAGAAGUAAACAAUGGAAAACAAAAGAAUCGGCAGAGAGGUGGUGGUCUCGGCUCUGCAGUUCGCUUGCACCGAUGAUGUCUCCACUAAUCUUGCCACUGCGGAGCGGCUAGUCAGAGCUGCUCAUGCAAAGGGUGCAAACAUAAUUCUUCUACAGGAAUUAUUCGAGGGAUAUUACUUCUGUCAAGCACAAAGGGAGGACUUCUUUCAGCGAGCUAAUUCUUAUAACAACAAUCCUACAAUUUCCAAGAUACAAACACUUGCCAAGGAGUUGGGUGUCGUGAUACCAGUUAGCUUCUUUGAAGAGGCCAAUAAUGCCCAUUAUAAUUCAGUGGCCAUAAUUGAUGCUGAUGGGACUGAUCUUGGACUAUAUAGGAAGUCCCAUAUCCCUGAUGGACCAGGCUAUCAGGAAAAGUUUUAUUUUAAUCCAGGAGACACUGGCUUUAAGGUUUUCCAAACCAGAUAUGCAAAAAUUGGAGUUGCUAUAUGUUGGGAUCAGUGGUUUCCUGAGGCAGCCAGAGCUAUGGUUCUUCAAGGUGCUGAAAUUUUACUUUAUCCGACGGCUAUUGGUUCUGAACCUCAAGAUGAAGGAUUAGAUUCCCGUGAACAUUGGAGGCGAGUGAUGCAAGGGCAUGCUGGAGCUAACUUGGUACCAUUAUUAGCUUCAAACCGCAUCGGGAAGGAAAUUGUUCCGACAGAACAUGGAAAGAGUGAGAUCACAUUCUAUGGGAAUUCGUUUAUAGCAGGGCCAACUGGGGAAUUAGUUGCAAGUGCAGAUGAUAAAGAGGAAGCUGUUCUCAUUGCAAAAUUUGAUCUUGACAAAAUCAAACUGAAGAGAAACAGCUGGGGUGUAUUUCGUGAUCGGCGUCCAGAUUUAUACAAGGUACUUCUGACCUCAGAUGGCAGCAAAAUCUCCUUUUGACCCUGUAUGGAUUCUCCUGUGAAGUCUUAACCACAGCAUGAAACUUCUGAAGAAUGGAGAAAAACAUGACGAACAACACAGAUGAUAUUCUGAAAUCUUCAAAUGUGUUAUUUAAAAUACUUGGAUAUUUUUGUUUUUUAUUUGAAUGAUCGUUCAUAAAGCACCAUUUUGAAGGUUGCUUUUUAUUUAUAUUGUCUUUUCUUUGGAAUAAGCGGAAUGAUGGCUUUUAUCAAGAGCCUUGGCCUCGUGCGCUAAUUCUCCCCGUGGAAACAAAUUCCUCUGUUUGUUCUGGCUUGGUGUGGCUUCUUUGCUUUGCUUUUAUUAAAUUAAGGGAAAAACAUUUUCACUCUCAAA
Molecule: messenger RNA, 1358 nt
Organism: Carica papaya (papaya)
Lineage: Eukaryota; Viridiplantae; Streptophyta; Magnoliopsida; Brassicales; Caricaceae
Source: RefSeq, a predicted model, not a curated record